Molecule: messenger RNA, 4351 nt
Organism: Linum trigynum
Lineage: Eukaryota; Viridiplantae; Streptophyta; Magnoliopsida; Malpighiales; Linaceae
Source: the annotation of a GenBank genome assembly
GCUCAUUUUCCAUCCUGCUCCAUCGCCCCCUGUUGCAGCACCACCUUCACCGCCGCCGCCGCCAAGAGCAGACUCCAACCCUUCCUUCCUUUAAUGGGAAAAGCAAAACCCAAAACCAUCCCCAACAGGGCGGAUGCCUCGCUGCCGUCUUCUCCAACCUCGGCUAGAACUCCAUGGAGACCACCUCUCGCAACCGCCUCGUUCUUUUGUCCCUUGCCGAAACCUCGAUGCUGAUGUACGGGUUUGGAUACCCCUCCUCACGUUCUUCUCGUCCUCGUUCCUCUUCUUCUAUGUCUUCUCUUGUUUUAUGUCAGUGAGAGAGAAGGAGAGAUGGCUAAUCGGUGACCGAUCUUGGCCAAGCAUCAAUCGAUCGAAAGAGAAGAAAUUGAGCUUCUCUAGACGGCGUUAAGGGGUUGGAAUGAAGAAAUUGAGACAACGUCAUCGAGGAGUGUAGCUUGGAAUCCGCAGAGAAGUUUGAUUGUUAAAGGAGAGUGUAGAAACGACCGUCGAUUUGCUUUCCCCUUUUCUCUCUUCCGCGAACACUCAAAAUUUCAGGUCUUAUCUCCCAUAUCGAACUCCCUUCAUGAUCGAUCCCUUGAUGGCGAUUCCAAAAGGAGAGAGAGAAAAGUGUUUACACCAAUAGAAAAAGGUAGUGGGAGAAAGACGGUUUCUUAUUACUCGGGGAGGCAUUUGUACAUUAAUCCCCCCUAAACACUCUGCAAUGUCAGCCUCCUAAAUUCACUCUGGGGCAGGAAAAUUUGAAUGGGGUCUGCAGUUUUACUUUUUCACUAUAAAUGAUACUGUAGAGUUGCAUUGACUAAAAGAACCCCACAUAAUACUGAUACUGUCAUUCAAAAGGUUUGAUUGAGAUUGGGCCUGAAGCUAAGAGUCAAAACUAAAAAAAUUGGUACUUGAUAACUUUAGGAUCAAGCCCUAACCUUCUGGGCCCUUACCAUAAGCCCAUCUGCGUGGAACUAGUGAAAAGAGAAGUAAUUUGGAGAACAAAAUUAAAAAACAAAAUCGAGUUGGCGCUUCAGUGUCAUUCGGCCGCCGAUUGCCCUCCUUUCUCCUGCUUCCUUCUCCUCCGGCUGCCGGCUGCCAUUCAUACAGUGUUGCAGAGACUGCCGCUUUGGUUUCAUGACCGUCCUGGAAAAUCAACCAUCUGCGGUCAGUUCUUCGCAUAUGAAUUUCUUCAUUCUCUAGUUUUCUUUCAAAGGUAUUUCAUAUAGCACCGGAACUUCGUUGCCCUAGUCCUUUUUGAGCGACCCCGAUACAAAUUAUUAUGGCCGCUUUUAGAUUGAUUAGUAGAAUUCUGAAUCGGAGAACCGUUGUAGCGUUGAGCUCUCCGGCCGCGCAGCUCGCUGGGAUUUCUGUGCUAAAUUCAUUACAUGGAUUCAGAAGCUUCACUUCUCAGAUUGCACCGCAAGAAGGGGAAGAUGGGCAUUCCUUUCCAGCCUCUUAUCUAAUGAGCUCACAUGGGUUCUCACCAGACAGAGCUAAAGUUUCAUCCAAGUUUCUGAAAUUUCGGACGACCGAGAAACCAGAUGCAGUUGUUGAUCUGCUGAGAAGUCAUGGAUUCUCCGGUACCCAAAUCGCCAGAUGCAUCAAAUAUUACCCAGUUCUACUUGAGCUGGAUCCAGAGAGAGUACUUCGUCCCAAGCUCGACUUCCUUCUCUCCGUUGGGAUUUCUCGCCCCGAGCUGAUAAAGGUCGUCUCGUCCAAUCCUUAUUUACUGAUUAUGAGCUUAGAGAAAUGCCUGAUUCCUCGCUAUAAUCUUCUCAAGGAUGUCCUGGUUGAUGACAGGACAAUUGCGAGUGUCCUGAAGCGCAAUUACGGGGGCUUUGCUAGCCGUAAAGAUUCCAAUUUAGUGCCCAACAUAGCACUUCUUAGGAAGCUUGGAGUUGGUGAGAAUCGCAUCACUUACCUGGUCUCUCACUGCCCUAUUGUGCUUUUCAGGCCUCACUCUAAUUUUGCUGAGAUUGUUGAGCUUGCCAUGCAUUUCGGAUUUCAUCCAUCGACAUUCAACUUUGUGGCUGCAAUUAAAGCGAUUUCAAGCAUGACGAAGACAAGUUGGGAGAACAAAUUACAGGUUUAUGGGAAAUGGGGGUGGGCAAAAGAGUUGACCUUGUCGGCUUUCAAGAUGUACCCAAACUGCAUGUGUGCUUCAGAGGAGAAGAUCAUGCAGAUAAUGGAGUUCCUUGUGAACGAACUCGGCUGGGAAUCAGAGGCUGCUGCUAGGUGGCCAUGUAUCUUCGGGUUUAGCUUCGAGAAGAGGGUUGUUCCUAGGUGUUCGGUUGUGCAACUCUUGCGGCUAAGAGGGUUCAUAGAUGAUAUUCCUGGGUUCGGUAGUUUCCUGUACUGUGCAGAGGACAGGUUUAAGGUUAACUUUGUUGCCAACUAUCCUGAUGAUAUUAAGGCUCAGUUGUUGGAUGUGUAUGAACGCCGAGUGAAGGUCGUUGAUUUUCGGACUAUGGCUGUUGAAGAGAUUAAAGCAAGAUCCUAGUCGGACCUUUUCAACCAUGUUCUUGAUUUUGACAGAUGCUUGAGAACAACAUGUUGUAUCCUUAUCGGUACGUUUCUGUAACUUCUUCAUUGUUAGGUUCGAUAUUCGUGGAGGGUUUCAGGUUAAACUGUGCAGGGCUUGCAAUCUGUCGCUUUUGUAUAUAUGCCGUGAAAAUAUUUUCUUCCACAGCUUCAUCAUUCAAACUUUUGAAUCAAGUGUCAUCAGCUCGAUUUCUGUAACCAUUUUAAUAGCGUCUUCUUAGAUGUCAUAGUUCGUCUGUUCGUUCAAUCACUUAUGUGUCCUCAAAGUUGUCAAGGACGCUUCGUAGUUAACUGGAUUGUUAUUGUUCUUGGCAGAUCACAGUGGCUGAGCUCAAGUUUGAUUGAAUUCUGUGUGAGCACCCUGUCAAAUUUCAACGUACAUUUCAAUACCAUAGCAGGAUUACCUCAUUGUUGUUCUUAUUUGUGAUUUCUUUCACAUAACACUGAACACUUCAUGAAAAAUAGGAAGUAGUGCAUGUUUGGUACCAGUAGUUAAUCGAUACAAAUUUAGACAAUCAGUAGUUGAGCAGAAAAGGAACAUGAAGGAAUUUAUCCUAAUUUAUGUUACCAAUGAAUAUUACUAUUCGUCUUUUGUCUUUGAGAUUGUACCUCUUGUUUCCAGAUCUCAUGAUGUUUCUCCCUUUUUGUACUGAAUUUUUCUGAAGUGCAAUAUAAGCUACCUCUUUGUCAAAAAAAAAAAAUCUUGACUGAUGUAAUCCAGUUAUGACUUUUUUCAGAACAGUCCAAUCGAAGAGUAUUCCAAUAGUUUAGAGGUCUGGUUUUGACUUUUGAUCGGACCCAAUUGAACCAAUCUACUGAAUACAAGUUUUCGUAUUUGAUUGUUCCAUCUGCCUUUUCAAUGCAAAACAACGAACCAUAAAUAAAAACUAGCUUUUACCCGACCCGUUGGUCGGAUGUAUUUUAUUUUUUUACUAAUCUUAAAUGAUCGAUGCUUUGCAAUGAUUAAGGAUUGUCGAAGUAGUUUAUAAAUGAUUUGAAAGUUAUUGUGUUAUUAGUUGUUUGUGUCAUUAGCGGUAGUUAAUUCAUAGAUAUUUUUGUUGAUUAGGUACCCUAACUAUGAUGAAUCUCGCCUUGCUCAAACCUUAACUGGUUUUGUGGUAUGAUGGAAGUGAAAAUCUUGCAUAGGAGCAUAUUAGUAAUUUAUAAAUUGCCAGCGAAGACACUACUCGCAAUGAGAGUUUGUUGUCGAACACUUUUAUGCAAGUAUUUCAUAUGUUGUAUUUGAUUUUUAUAUUUUAGAAGAAAAUUUUUCACUUUUUAUUGUCAGCUUAAAUUACUGAAAAUAUUUCUUCAUAAAAUUCAGAAUUAUCAACUUGCAUUUAUAUAUUUUUUUCUAACAAAAUUAAAAUAUUUAUUCACUAAAGUAACAAUUAGAAAUCAAAAGGAUGGCCUAAUGGUAAUCUGGAAGGAAAAAAUUAAUCACAUGCUAGGUUCAAACUUUGUGGUAAAAAAUCAUCUAAAAUUAUUAUAAUUAAGAAAGUACAAAUGACAAUUGAUUAGUAACUAAUAUCUUUGUCAAAAAAUAAUUGUAGUCCUAAAAGUUUCAUUUAACUCAGGAGGAUAGUUCAAGACUAUUAUAAUGACAAAAAUGGAAGAUCUUCUACACAUUUAUUUAUAUUUUUAUUAGAUAAACCACGACGUGUCUCAAACAUAAGAUUACUUGUUGCAAAACAUUAGGAAUAACACAUGCACAGCCUCAACAGUGAUUCAACAUCAUAUUCCAUAGGAGAUACAAAACCAUCAUAUAGUUCAAGGAUGACACUCAAAAUAAAGUUUGUCAAACACA